This is a messenger RNA of Ictalurus furcatus (blue catfish), 2529 nucleotides long. It is a transcript of the gene dusp8b, whose product is annotated as dual specificity phosphatase 8b. Bases 252 to 1790 code for a protein of 512 amino acids. The record is from RefSeq and is a predicted model, not a curated record. The transcript is spliced from 5 exons. Lineage: Eukaryota; Metazoa; Chordata; Actinopteri; Siluriformes; Ictaluridae. Gene Ontology annotation, molecular function: MAP kinase tyrosine/serine/threonine phosphatase activity; protein tyrosine/threonine phosphatase activity. Gene Ontology annotation, biological process: protein dephosphorylation; negative regulation of MAPK cascade. Gene Ontology annotation, cellular component: cytoplasm.
AGAGAGAGGGAGGGAGGAGGUUCAACAAUAGACGGAGCACACUUUCAGUUCAACUCAGUUUGGAACAGAUAGUGAGCAGUGCAGCUCCAUCACACAGCUACUGAACACACACUCUUCCAUCUUCAGCCGGAGAACUCCUAAACAUCAAGGUUUAACCUGCACCUUAGUGGACUGAGAGAAGGUCCAUCAGAGGUUUAGGUUCCUUAGUGCUGAGUGGAAGUGAGUGCACUGCCGUGCAGCUCGGUGGCUGGAUGCCGGUGGACGUGGUGAUCGCUCCCCCGCUGUGGACAGACAUGCACGAGAGCGAGAUGAAGCUGAAAAUGCGAGUGCGGCGCAUCAAAGACGGGCGCGACCUCCGAGGAGGCUUCGCAGCCUUCUCUUCAUGCUUCCCGGAUGUCUGUGAGAGUAAGCCGCCACCUUAUCUUCCCCUCAGUCUGUCUCAGCCGUGCCUACCUGUAUCAAACCUGGGCCCGACUCGAAUACUGCCUCACCUCUACUUGGGCUCACAGAAAGAUGUCCUUAAUAAGGAACUGAUGGCGCAGAAUGGGAUCGGUUACGUCCUGAAUGCCAGCAACACAUGUCCAAAGCCAGACUUCAUCAGUGAGAACCACUUCCUGCGCAUUCCCGUCAACGACAGCUACUGUGAAAAGCUGCUGCCCUGGCUGGAGAAAACCAAUGAAUUCAUUGACAAAGCCAAAGUGUCAAACUGUAGAGUCAUCGUCCACUGUCUGGCUGGAAUUUCUCGAUCUGCAACCAUUGCCAUUGCUUACAUCAUGAAAACAAUGGGGUUGUCAUCGGAUGAUGCCUACAGGUUUGUGAAAGAUCGUCGGCCCUCGAUAUCUCCUAACUUCAAUUUCCUUGGGCAACUCCUGGAGUUUGAGCGAGACUUAAAGCUCAAGAUGACCUUAACCUGCAACCCUCUGAGGUCAACAACUCACCAUCCUGAGGUCCCAGAGGUCAACAUAGAGACUGUAGAAAAGAGCAAAGAGAAAAGCCACUCCCAUCAAAGAAUGCAGGAAACUAUGAUAUUAAAUGUCAAGCCACCCUCACCUACCUCACUACGAAAAGACCUAAGCAGCCUUCAUCUCUCCGCAGACCAAAUUCUCCACAACAACCAGCUCAAAUGUUCCUUCCAGCUCGACAUCAAAUCUGUCUACUCAUCAAACCAGCAUCUCCGAACCCCCCCAAAUGCCUUGCAAUCAGACUCAGAAACCAUGCCCAAGCUUUUCAAACUUGACAGUCCAAAAGGCACCGGCAAAAUGUGCUCGUAUUCUCCAUCCCAAGAAACCCCAAGGAGCCCCAAGCAAGAGUUGUGGCGAUCAUCAGUAAGAGAAUCUACACAGAAAGACAGUGGCACCUUUGAGAGGUUAUCGACCACAACUCUGUCUCUCAACCUCAACCUGAAUCGGCAAGUUCCAGUUGUUCAAGAUCCUGUUCGUAAUGCCAAUGUCAAAUCGUCUUCAUUCCUCAGCUUGCCCCUGACUACAUCUUCCGUUUGGACCAAGCACAGAGGUGUGACUCAAGCCACGACGCCUGGCACACCCACUGAAGACCACCCGUGGUUCUUCAAUUCAGAUCUGGACUCUUCAGGGGCGGGUUCUGGGAGCUCUGUGAGGUUUGGAAGUGCUCCCGGUGCCAGUGUGAUGCAAGUGGAGACACAGUUCAAACGGAGAAGCUGCCAGAUGGAGUUUGAGGAGAGCAUAAGCACUACAAGAAGCAGUGAGGACUUAGGAAAGCUUGGGAAGCAGUCUAGCUUUUCAGGCAGUAUGGAGGUCAUUAAGGUGUUAUGACAGAGAGCCUGAACUUACAUUGGCCAUCUUAAAGCCUCUCUUGUUUAAGAGACGGAGAAAGAGGACAGAUAAUUUAUUACAGAGAUUUAUUUGCAAAACUCUGUACUGAGAGAGCUCAAUGUUUGGAGGUGAAUCUCAGAAAAGACAUGUUGCAUGCAUACUUGCAUGCACACAUUAGCCCAUGCAUUAUGUUCUCCAAAGGACAGUAGACUUGAAGGCCUGAGCUCACCCUGUUGUUAUGAUAGAAAUGAUGGAUGACAUACUGUAAACCAUACUUAUGUUACAGCAUGGUUAUUAAAAAUGCAAAUGAACAGGCUAUUUACAUAGUGCUGGAUCUAUUAUGACCGAGAACAAGGUUGGGGAAAAAUAUUUGCUGUAUAACAUUUAUGCUACGUUGAAAAAUGACGGUUAAUAUUUUCAGUGGUGUUACCAACUGCCUCUGUGAUUUAAUAUUAGUUUGUGAAAGUAGACCGCAUGUGUUGAGCGGUGAUGAACUCUCAGCUGUACUACUGUGCACUGGGCAUGCUCAGAAAUGACUCGCUACCUACAGACAGACAAGCUGCAUCCUAGCAGUACAAAGCUUUAUGUGUAUCCAGAAGUAUUUGCAUAUGUAUAUAUAUAUAACAAAAAAAAAUUACAUCAAUUUCAAUGGAGUAUUUAAUGUUUCAUGCAUUGUUGUUUUAACUUAUUGUAUCUGUUUCAUUCUGGUAAUGAGCAAUAAUAUAAUAUUUGAACACUU